Patiria miniata (bat star) is the source of this 2614-nucleotide messenger RNA. RefSeq lists its product as uncharacterized. NCBI's taxonomy places the organism in Eukaryota, Metazoa, Echinodermata, Asteroidea, Valvatida, Asterinidae. Bases 1 to 2427 code for a protein of 808 amino acids. Gene Ontology annotation, molecular function: caspase binding; death receptor binding. Gene Ontology annotation, biological process: TRAIL-activated apoptotic signaling pathway; positive regulation of extrinsic apoptotic signaling pathway. Gene Ontology annotation, cellular component: CD95 death-inducing signaling complex; cytoplasm. The transcript is spliced from 8 exons. The record is from RefSeq and is a predicted model, not a curated record.
AUGAACGUGCGCAUGAUGCGCGAACUGAAUGUCACUCUUGAUUGGCUAAACCUGCGUAUCCAUGAGCCAACCGACACCAACAUUUUUCAAAAAGGCAAGAAGGCAAUCGACAGAGUACUUCGUUUUCUUACAAAGUGCGGAGUGAAGAUUGUCAGUAUCUACAGGACGUUUACGACUUCGAGUAAAGGCUCUGAGUCUACGGAUGAUAAGGCAAGUCGCUCGAGUGAAGGCUCUGGGUCUACGGAUGUUAAGGCAAGUCGCUUCUCCAGCAUACUUAAAAUCAUUAAGGAAGCUUGUACAGGUUUAGAGUCCGGACUGAUCUUCGUCAUCGAUGAUGAAGUAUGCAUAUGGGACAUUCAAGAGCUUUGGGAGCAGCGACAAAAUCGAGAAUUAACCCCAAAAGAGUUCCUCGAAAUGGUUUACGAGGAGGCAACCAAAGAAUUAACCAAAAAUGGGUUGCAGACUGCGGAGCAGUUUGCUGGGAAGGUGGCGGGGCAGAUUGCAGGCACAUAUCUCACCAAACAGACGGGGGUAGGGAAUAUCAUCGCGGGUAUGCUUGGGGGCUUCGUCGAUGGCUUCGUCGGGGAACGAGUGGAGUUCAACUCGAAUGAGUGCCGUCCCCCGCGUGAAACGGUCGCAAUGGCAAGUAGAUACAUUGAUCAGGGAAUGAUAAGUUCACGGUUCACUGACGUGAUGAGCUUUGGUUAUUUCAUCCGCCUCGACACUGUUGAUAAUUAUUUCUUUAUCCGAGGUCGUCGUGAAGGUAGGCGUGUCCUUAAUGACAAGUUUCUUGGCAGCAUAGCAGAUGCAUUAGACGAAGAGUGGCCUUUACUUGCCAUCGAACUGGGCUUCGACUGGGACGAGUGUGAGGCCAUCAUUGAGGCGUACAAGGGCCAGGUGAAGGAACAGGCCGAGUACAUGUUGGCAGCAUGGAGGCAGCGUCCGGAUGCGAGUCACUUGAACGACCUCAAGGUGGCAUUGAAGAUGAUUAGGCGUUGUGAUGUUCUGAAAAAAAUCGGUUUGGAGGUACUUGACGAAGAGUGUCUUGGGAACUUAGCUAAAUCCCUCGGGAGAACGUGGACUAGACUAGCUAUCUUCCUCGGUUUCGACGAGGAGGAUUCCCGGAGGACUGGAAAUGGUCUCAACAUGCUCAAGACAUGGAAGGAACAUUAUUACGGAAACGACAUCGUUGAUGACUUGACAGGGGCACUCAAACAGAUCGGAAGGUACGACCUGUUGCAUGAACUAGGUGCGGAGGAUCUUGACACGGAAAUCUUGAAUAAAAUCGGAACUUCACUGGGAGCAUCCUGGCAAAAACUUGCCUGUUAUCUUGGCUUUGAUUGUGAGGACCUGAGGGAUAUUAAGGCCAUGGCAGGCCUCUCUUCCCCCGCAGACCAGGCGAGGCUAAUGCUAAGGAUUUGGCGGGACAAUUUCGAAGGGGACAACCCGGUGCAGUAUCUGGCAACCGCAUUGACCCUCGCAGGCCAUGAGAGCAUUACUCAAUCGUUUGAGCCCAUCAGCCCUGUUCCGGCACCAUCCCCGAAAAAGUCUGGAAAUGUUCAAAAAUGCAAGAUGGUGAUCAACAAAGCACUUAGUGGUCUCAAAAAGGGCGCAAAAAUGGUUGGCCGCGCCUGCGGCAUCUUGAAGACUUCGAUUAAAGACUCGGCGUCUACGGAUGACAGUGCAAGUCUAGUUGACACACUCGACACCAUUGGGGACGUUUGUCAAGGUGUAAAUACCGGACUGAUCCUUGUCAUCGAUGGUGUGUCAUGCGUAUGGGAUAUAGCAGAGCUUUGGCAACAGAGAAAACAAGGGAACAUAUCCCUCAAAGAUUUCCUGACGGAGGCUUGCAUGGCAUCAUCCCAGGCGUUGGUCAAAGCGGGGUGCGCGGUAGGGCUGGGCUUCGCUGGAAAGGCGAUUGGAGCCUCAAUUGGAAGCGUUGCAGGCUCAUUUAUUGCCCCCGUCAUAGGGACCUGGGUAGGGGGUUAUAUUGGGGCCAUCGUUGGAGGCGCUGUGGGUCUUGGCAUGGGAUGGGUUGUAGGCAAACUGAUCGGGAAAAUGGUGAAUUCCGCGAUCAAGUAUGACGAUAAGGUUGUCACAAAAGUAAGCGCCCUCCGACCCGGGGACCAGAUUAUUUUACCCGGUACAUGGCAGUUGCCGAAACGACACGCAAUAGUACUCGAUGUGUUUGAUGCAAAAGAGCAAAUAGGGGUGAUAUGCCAUAGAUCAGGGGUUGUUGUUGAGGAAAUAGUCCCCUUCUCUCCGAUAAACCGAAUCGAGUACGACUCGAAAGAGUGCCGUUCCUCGGUCGAAGUCGUAAAACGGGCACGAAGUAAGAUUGGUGAAGAGUUACCGCAAAAGGCCAAUGAUGGGAGCGAGUUUGCUCAGUGGUGCAAACUUGAUUGCGUUGUCUGCAUGGACCCCUAACUUCAAAGUAGAAAAAAUACAAGAGUUCGGCUGAUGAAAUUAUUGAUAUUUUAUUUUAAUCUUCGAUGGGAUUGUAGACUGAAUAUUUUUAUAUGAGCAUUAUAUUUUUUUGCGAUGUCGAAAGAUGUCGGAGGCUUUUUUUAUCAAAUCAAAACAAACGAUGAAUGCAAUAGAAAUCAGAUAUCUG